Messenger RNA from Tuber melanosporum (Perigord truffle), 3059 nucleotides. RefSeq lists its product as uncharacterized. The coding region runs from base 1636 to 2406 and encodes 256 amino acids. Lineage: Eukaryota; Fungi; Ascomycota; Pezizomycetes; Pezizales; Tuberaceae. The record is from RefSeq and is a predicted model, not a curated record. The transcript has 2 exons.
CACUUUUCCCAUUCUCUCCUUUUUACCCAUUUUCUCUCCGUACUCCUCCUCUCAUACCUUCGUUCAAAGUGACAACCACCAUUAAAUUUUCAUCUUCCAUCUUUACCCUAUCGUCACAACCCUACUCACCCAUACCCUACCAUCCUUCCCGCCCGCCGUCACGAGAACCACGAGCCGAACGAACUUCAACGACAUAGGCCGCUUGCCGUGCCAAAUAGGACCAAGGGAAGUGGUGAUAUUGAUAUAUGGUUGCAUUGCGAUUAAUCGUUUCCCUCUCUACCGGUACUUCAAUUGCCUUGUGCCAUUCUUGUCUCUCCCCGUCCUCCUCCUCAAUUCCCUAGAACAACCUUUGAACCGGCCGAGAAGCUCGAGUCCAACUUUACUCUUACGAGUCGUUCUUGCUAUACAUAUUAUUAUAUAAUAUUAUUGCAAUAUCAUACUAUACAUUUUUUUCCUUUCCCAUAGCAAUUACUUUCUGAGGGAGGAAGCUUGAUCCAGGCGUCAAACUACCACGGGAAUUACUGGAAUAGUGUGUGAGGUCUUUUAAAGAGCGACAGAGCCAGCCAGUCGAAACUCUGGGUGGGGAAGGAGGGGGGUCCCUCUCCGUAGAGAGAGAAAAAAGAGCUUGUGUUUUUUUAUUUUUAUCUUUUGAAAGGAAGUCUCUUCUUCGUCCCUACAACUUUUUCGCCUCUUCAACAAACUUUGCCUUGCGGUAUCAUACUCGUACUCUAAUCUCACUCUCUUCGGCUUGGUUCCAUUGCGGGCGUGUGGUGUGCGCCCUUCUUCUCGCUCAUCCUCUUCCUCCUCUGCAUCUGUCAACCUUUCUCUCUCCCUCCGGGGCCAGUUGUCUUCUGUCCCGGUCGCUUAGCCCAAUUCUUAAUUUUUGCACACCGCAGAAGAGCAACCGGCAACCAACUGCCCGUUGCAGGCAAGUAUUUCCCCCUCCUUAUUUCUGCAUUUCAUCUGCCCUUCAUUUCCAUCCAUUUUCUCCCCCAAACAACCCAUCCAUCCACCACCACCACCACCACCACCCCUCCCCCCAUCUGUGUCUACCCUCGCUCUCCGCUCCGCCCUACAUCGCACCUCAACCGCUUUUGCUCUCCGUUGUCUCCGCCAUCUUUCCAUCAUUCUCACUCCUUGCUCUUUACCCACCCCCCCCCCCCGUCACCCGUCAACUCACUCCCCUACUCCCUUAUUCCCCCCUUUCUCUCCCUUUUUUCCCUCGAAAAAACUCCCACCCUCUCGUUUCCCUUUGGCCAACAUGUCCCCUUCCAACCCUUCACCAAACUUGGACAGCACAGAAAUUGUUCUCCCCUAAAAGAGAAGCCACCCUUCCCGUCGCUAUCCACCCCAUCCACUCAUCAUCGAGACGCCCAUCCUCAGCCGCCCUUGAUUACCCCCUAAACUUUUUCCUCCCCACAACACCCAAAGGACAAAAAACUGGGAUUCAAGGAACUCCCCACCAAACUGCCCGACUGGUCUACUCGACUUCGAGCCAUCUCGGAUAAACACACCCAAACACUAGAAGCACAGCAACCCCAAUCCCCUUCACCCACACAACCGCCUCCACAAAAUUCCCGAAAACGCGCUGCAUCCGGUCCUGAGAACGAUGCCCCUGUUCCUCCAGCAACGCCGAUGGCCAUGGCUACGACCACGGUUGUAGGCCCUCACCCCUUGCGGACAAAUUCCCCUGCUGUGGAGAAGAAGUUGGAGUGCUUGCCCACUGGAAAGUCGAAAAUGGCAGCCAAACCGACUGCCGCCAAACACAAGUUCUCGUCAAUAGACGGUCCUCAAAUUUACUACGAUGGUGAGGCUCAACAGACAUUUUACGAUUGCUGGACCACGCUUAAUUCUAAGCGGGGAUUGCUGAGGAAGGAGAUGAUGACUAUUAGGAGGAAACGGGUCAUGACAUUACCGACGCAUAACUACGGUUAUGAUGACGACUCCGAGGAGGAGGGAUCUGAUAAGGAGUCUGACCAGGGGCCUAAAGAGACCGAGGAGGAAAGGUUGAAGAGGGAGGAGGAGGAGCGGAAGAAGGCUGAGGAGGAGCGAUUGAAAGCAGAGCGGGAAAAAAAGGCGGCGGAGGUUCUGGAGUACAUCGACUCGUGUCUGGAUAAGGCGUCGAAAGGGUGUGAGAAUGCUGCCUUCUUGUGGUUGAAAGGGGAUAUCUGCGCAGGUCACAUUUCUUUCAUCAAUUCGAGAAUGCAGGAGGCAGUGGAUCGGAUCAACCUAGAGAUAGAUAAGAUGAAGCCAGUCGCGCCUCCUGCUCCCGCUCCCGCCGUGGAGGAUGAGGGUAUUGGUGCAGAGAUGGAUAUUGACGCUGACGAUACACCGACAACCAUUGCUCUACCACCUCGGAAGAUGGACACUGCGAUGCAUGACUCCAGAGUAGUCGGAGUCAGCUAACACCACCCUCUUGGUUUCAUACCAAGUAUGUCUUUUUUUUCACCUCUUUUCUGCAUCCGCCCCCAGCCAACUCCUAAGCAUUAAAACCACCGUUCAUACUCGCUCGCUGGACCGUACAUAUAGCCUUCCUCUUUCCUUCUGGUCAAGCCAAUCAUGCAUUUCUAAAAGCACCUUUGAUAUACUCUUAUUUAUUACCCCACCCUAUUUCAUACUCCGAAUUGGAUUUUGGUUGCUCUCAUUCUUCCAUUCUUUUGCACAACGUUAAACCUCUCAAGUUUUUCUGUUCACGCAAACUUUUUUCAUCCCUAGGAUUUCAAUUUCUCGUUUGUUCGUUUUCUUUUGUCUUUACAUCGGGACUUGACGAAUUCAUAUUAUGACGGGGUUUUUUUUUUUACAGUUUUCCUCUGGUUCUUUCUGAAUGGGUUGCUGUUCUCACUUGGAAUAUUCUGGGAGUUGUUCUCCCCGUCUAAAUUUUUUUUUUUUUUACCCGCAACGAAAAAAAAAAAAGAAGUUUUAACCGAACCGAACUGAAUCAAUUCCAUCUUGGAACAAACAAAAGAACAAGGAAAACAAAAUCACAUAUUUUAUAAAAAACUGCUUUGCUAGAUUUAGUCUAAUUUAUAGCGAAUAUGAGAUUAUGUCAUAGUUUGGAA